Messenger RNA from Mus musculus (house mouse), 6947 nucleotides. It is a transcript of the gene Rgs20, whose product is annotated as regulator of G-protein signaling 20. Gene Ontology annotation, molecular function: GTPase activator activity. Gene Ontology annotation, cellular component: cytoplasm; nucleus; membrane. Gene Ontology annotation, biological process: G protein-coupled receptor signaling pathway. Lineage: Eukaryota; Metazoa; Chordata; Mammalia; Rodentia; Muridae. The record is from RefSeq and is a predicted model, not a curated record. The transcript has 7 exons. The coding region runs from base 1966 to 2592 and encodes 208 amino acids.
CCCACCACGUUUAAUGUGCAUACAGAUUAUAUGGGGUGUAAAUGUGCAGGUUUUGAUGAACUAGGCUAGGAAAGGGACAUAAAUUUUGCAUUCUUAUGGAGCAGCUGGAUACUGAAUAUUGGCAACAGCAGCUGGUUCAGAGACCACAGCGUUAGGCAACGUAGUUUAAAUGAGGGAAGAAACUAAGCUAGUGCUUUCUCUUUUUACUUCCACUGACCUUCUCUUGUAUCCCCAAAGCAAUUCUCAAAAUGCUUCCACAAGGUCGCAAAUAGGUGACUGUGGACAAGAUCGUACUGAUGUGCUGGUUUUGUUUCUCGCCUUUCUUACACACCCUUCCCGCCUUCCGCCCUGCACAGCUCCCAGACUCCACCGGGUCGACUCAUUUCGCCACCUUUCUAGCCUGCUCUCCAGCUGUUCUUGUGUCUUCUGCGGCGACCCCCUCCCGUGGCUUGCCUGGGCGCAGGGACUUUCCCUCUCAGCCAAGCUCCUGGCCUACUGCCUGGCUCUCUCCAGAGCCCCACCGCCUCCUGUUCCUACUUGUGGCCUCAAUGGCACUGCCAGGACGACGUCCGAGGGGUCGUCUACUGAAGCUGGCAAGUCCGAAUUCGGAGCCCAGAGGAGAGGACGCCUGUACUGAAAAGAGUUCACCCGAGUCCGAAGCAAGAGGAAGCCCUCUGACGCCUCCGAAGAUCUUUUCCAACUGUAGUUGCAGCUUCCCCUCGAGCCUCCCCAAGCAUCCCCGCACUUUGUAACCGCUCGCAGCCGCGUUCAUGCCCCCACUCCUCUUCCCAGGAAGAGGGAGGAAAUGACGUGAUGUUAUUUUUGUGUCAGGUCACUUUGCUGCUUGAGUUUAGCCCUCCGAGCUCAGGCGCACUGCCCCAGGGGUUCACUUCAAGGGUUACUUCGCUAGCUGCGGCGACCCGGGCGAGGGGCAUCCUCAGAGGUAGGCGCCAGGUUCUGCAAAUGCCCGGGGCUUCCCCUCCCACCGCCUGAGUCGCAAAAGAAAGGGAGACUGCCGAGGGACUGAGAGAGACCGGAGUCCCGGCUUAGGCUUUCUUACAUACACUCCACCCUGCCAUCCCAAUCGCCAGGUGGGGCCAUCCGACUCUGGCUGGCUGGCCGGAACUGAGUAGGACCACUGUUUAGAGUGGGAGAACAGAUCUCUUAGAAAGGCUAUACAAAGAGAGUUGGGGGCGGAUGUUAGUGGCGCUGAGGUCAAAGGGUUCAGUGGGGAUUGUCCAGCAGGGGCGGGCAGUUCACAGGCGCGAGACCCGGGGUACAAAGCACCAGCUCCUCUCGCGACCUUUCCCCGUACCCCCAAGCAUCUCUUCAUUCACAAGGCCCCAGUACUCAUUCACAAACUCUGGAUCGCCCCCACCCCACGGCGUCCCCCGCAAGCUAAGGCCAGGGGAUAAAGAGAAAGGGCCUUACAGGCACCCUCAAAGCUCGCUCCCGCCGCACCCAUUAUUUCGUUGCGAUUAUAAGAGAGGAGCCAGGACCGGGGCUCCGCUCGCCCGAUUUGGGACUAGGGAGUACCCCCAGCCUCCGAGUGCUGCGUGCUGCCGCCAGAAGGAGGCGAGCCAGGGGAUUGCCCUGCCCCAGGAAAGCGAGCGAGCGCCGGGGCGGAGAGGAGUCAGAGAAGGGAAAGGAGGAGGAAGAGAGAAGAGCUCCGGAGCUUAGACCCAGAAACGCAGGAAAGGGCGGGUGGCAGAGAGCCAGCGCGGGCGGAGUAGGAACCGCUCUGACUAGUGUAAGAAAACUAAGGCACACUCUGGACGCAUGCGCACGGCCAACGGAGGCCCGAGGGCCAGAGCUUCCCCUUCGGCUAGCCCAGCGGACCCUGGCCUGUUCCUGCUUCCAGGGUCCUGGCCACAUUCCUGAACUGACUUCCUUCUUGAUGUACUCUAAUCAGUAAAAUGAAAUGAGCCCUCUUCUCCCCAGCCUGAGGGAUCUGAGCGGACGGAAAUGCGGAUGCGGCAGAUGUGCGGCGGAAGUGAGACCCAGGGCCCUGCCCCAAGCCAGCAGGGUGGCCGGGGCUCCAACGCCUGCUGCUUCUGUUGGUGCUGCUGCUGCACCUGUUCUUGCCUCACUGUCAGAAACCAAGAAGACCAGAGACCCCAAAGAGCCUCCCAUGAAAUCAGAACAGACAUUCCAGCAUGUGAAGAAAGCCCCACGCCUACUCUGGAAGAAGUCUGUGCCUGGGCCCAGUCUUUUGAUAACCUGAUGGUCACUCCAGCCGGAAGAAAUGCAUUCCGGGAAUUUCUUCGAACAGAAUUCAGUGAAGAAAACAUGCUCUUCUGGAUGGCCUGUGAAGAACUGAAAAGGGAAGCUAAUAAAAGCACUAUUGAGGAGAAAGCAAGGAUAAUCUAUGAGGACUAUAUUUCUAUUCUCUCUCCUAAAGAGGUCAGCUUGGACUCCCGAGUACGAGAGGUUAUCAACAGAAACAUGGUGGAUCCAUCCCAGCACAUAUUCGAUGACGCUCAACUGCAGAUCUACACUCUAAUGCACAGAGACUCCUAUCCCCGCUUCAUGAACUCCACAGUCUAUAAGGAUUUGCUUACGUCCUUAGCUGAGAAAACAGUUGAAGCAUAGGUGGUUUCAAAUAUAUUUAUUAUUAACAAAACAAGAAAAUAACUCAUGGACUACAGCUAGCACAGGGAAUUUAGCGAUAGGGUGUCUUGUGCUACAGUGAUUCUUGGACUGUUGUAAUAACAGAUUCCUCCUCCACAGAAAGCUAUAGAUUCACAAUGGAAACUACAACUGCCUUUAGUGAUACUUAUCAGAAAAAAAGGGGUGGGGGGUAUGAGAAAAAAGGGGUGGGGGUAAGGCUGCCUUAGAAAGAUAGUGUGCUCACAUUCACAUAACAGUAGCAUGUUCUCAAGGGCAGAGCAUGUACUAGUCUCUGUUCUGCCUGCAGCACAGAUGUACAAAGAGCAAAUGGGAACACUUUCUUUUGCAUGAGUUCAAUACUGUAUUACCCUCCAAAGAAACGGCAUUCAAAUCUUCCUCAACUAAGCCUUCCUUCAUUCUGAAUACUUCACUUGGUACCAUGCUAGGACUGAGAGUCAUAUUUCACAAAGAUGUGACUAUUCCUUGUAAAAAAUGGAAAAUCUCUCUCUCUCUCUCUCUCUCUCUCUCUCUCCCUCUCUCUCUCUCUCUCUCUCUCCCUCUCUCUCUCUCUCUCCCCCUCUCUCUCUCCCUCUUUCCCUCCCUCCCUCUGUGCAUGCAUGCAUCCAAGUGUGUGUGUGUGUGUGUGUGUGUGUGUGUGUGUGUGUGUGUGUGUGUGUGUACAUACGUACGUGUAUCUGUUAUGGUUGGUGGAACAAACCAUGCUCUUGGUGGGUCACUCUCAGACAUUUAGUAAGGAAAACAACACUUAAGUGAAAGGGUGACUGUAUUAUCAGAAUCUAUCAAGCUGAAGAGUGAAUUUUGAAGUCCAAAGCUUGUCAUGUUCACAAUUUCUCAAAUAAACAUAUUUUAAUUUUUAAUGAAAGAUAUGUGGAUAUUUUCAUCCUGAAAACAACAAGAGUUUUCUCUCAAUCUUGUAUUAUUUUAUCUGGCAUUUCUGAGGAACACAGAUCAUGUAGGGAUGCAUGCAAUCCAUUUUUCACCAUCCAGAUGAGUGUUCUGUCUUUAGAUUCCAAGAUAUUAUGUUAAUCACAGCAAAUAGGAUGACUUCAUAGUUUACAGGUAAAAGUAGUUAUAGACCUAAGCCACACUGAACAAUCCCAUGUCUACAACAAAUGGGAAAUAUAACACACUGGACAGAUUUCAGGUUAGACACUUAAUUUACAGAGAACACACCAGCUCCAACCUUGUAGAGAAGUCUUGGCCUCCCUUUUGCCUGGUCCUGCAUCAGCCUCAUUGGCUUUGUUACUCAGCUCAACCCCAAAUAAGACUCCUUUCCCUCAUUCUCAACAAACCAUCUCACCUCUAACUUUUCAUGAAGCUUGUCCCUCACCCCUUACUCUGUGUAUGAACCCAUGAAUACACACAUCCCAGCAUCCCUCCUCACCUCCUUCAACUCAUCUCAGAGAAUAAUGAGCUUUGUACUUUUCAUGGUGCCAGUCUCUUGCAUAUGGUUCUGAUCCCAUUUUAUUCAACCAUUAUUUUCACUGAACAGAGGCCAUAACUGCGAUUCUCCAAUGGGUUACGUGCCAAUGGUACCUACAAUGUAUUGUUAUAAGACCUAGAAUGGAGCAAACCCAGCGCAAAGAAUUUUAAGGGUUAUAUAAAGAUUUCAGCAGAAGUUCCACCAGAGUUUAACUCUAUAGAACAAGACUGUAUAUGUCCUGCCAAUAGUUACUAUAGGUGAAGAGGCUAUUUGAGUGACUCCAAAUGAUACAGUUAAGGACAUGUAAAGUAUAAGGUAAUUGUAAGACAUAUAUAAGGAUACUCAUUUGUGUAGAGGGACCUGCAUGGCCAAGAGUCUAGGCUUGGAGCUAAGUGUAGUUGCACAUACCUGCAUUUCUGGCACACAGGAAGCUGGAGCAGGAUUUUGAAUUUGAAGCUGAGAUGAACUAUUCAGAAAGAAUCUGCAUUAACAAUUACAGCAUAGAUUCUAAUAUGGAGGACUGGUUUUCAGCACAGACAGUUUAGAAUCCUUGGGGAGGUAAAGCAUGAAGACUGCUGACAAGCCCUUGUGUGCAUGGGCAGAGAGCUGAGUCUCAAAGAAGGCUUAGAAGGAUUUGCCUUGUAAGAGGGAAGAAAGAACAUGCAGAUAUGGCAUAAGAACAGAUGUUUCAAGGAGAGGGAAAGUAGCAUUUCCUAGGGAUAAGGCAACGUCUACUUAUCUAAGCUUGGUCUGCUCUCCCACACUGUAAGCUUGCUCUAUUUCAUGCAUAAGAACAAGCCUAUAUCUGUUAGCACAGUUAGCACUCUUUCAGUAGGCUUUCACAGCAUCCCCCUACUGCCUCCACCCCAUCUCCCUAUUCAUACUCAAACAGAAAGGUGCUCUGACUGUUCUAGUAGGGCAUCUGUGGCCCUAGAGCACAUCAUUUCCAACCUUAUCCUCCUAUCAUGGGUGAUUUCUUCCUGGAAACCCUACUCCCAUCUCUUCUAUGGGUCCUCCUAGCUCUGUGUACUCCCUGAAUUCUUCUCCAUUCCUCUUUCAAUAGUAGAACAAGUAGACAAAGCACAGGGGUUCCCCAGCCAGAGUUACCCCAACUCCAUAAGCAUGCCAGUAGAUGAGAAUAGUAAGUAACAUUCUUUGGGCAUGUCUUCUUGGUAGCACUGUGGGGUAAUAAUAGCACUGUGUGAGGAUUUAGAACACACUCAUGUAGAUUACAGAAAAUACUUACAACAUGAUAAUCACUGCUAUCACCUGUCUAUUGAGAGUACUUGCUCCUGAAAUUUGGAUUUGGCUUACUUUUCCCUAGUGUCCCUCCUAUAUACUUAAAAUGUACUGAAUAUCUACCAGUCAGGGUCUGGUCUGAAAUCCCUCCUGAAUUUUAGUCAACUUCUGUCUGGACAUCUGGUAUAUCUCACAAAUGAGGGAUACUCAGCUUGUCUUAAUCUUGACCUUCACCCUCUAAGCUUACCUCACAUAAUCCAGUCAGUUUUUUAAGUGUUCAGCUGGUGCUCACUUGGAUUUUCUCUUCUUGUGUAUUCUUCCCAAGGCUGGUCAUUUCUCACUUCUCUUUUUUUCUCUUUCCUUCUCUGACCCGGCACAUCUCACUUUAUGACUGUUAAGAAGAGCCCCCACACAGCCAGUGGUGGCCCACACCUUUAAUCCCAGGAUACAGGAGUCAGAGGCAUCUCUGUGAGUUUGAGGCUAUGUUACAACUCAGAUGGAAAGCUAGGAGUUGAAAGCCAAUGAAUACUGAAGAGGUCCAUUAGAGCAGUUAGUGUUCUACGGGUGAAAUGUGGAAGUUGGAAGUCUUCAGGGGGGAGUUUAAGUAUUGCAUAUCUGAAGGCAGUCAGGAGCCAAGGAUUACCACAAAGUCACACCACACAACAAACCUCACAUAAGAGAUUUAUUGGGAGGGAGAAACUUAGGAGGGCAGCUGCCUCUGAUUGGGUGAGAAGACAGCAGGGAACUGAGCAGUAGGCAGAACUUAUAUAGGAUUUCUAGGAGGUGGAACUUUCCAGGGCAGAGCUUUCCAGGAUAAGGAUUGGUGGGGUUUCAAGUCCUGAGCUUGGGGGAGCUCAGGGAUUGGUGGAUUGUCCUCUUCAAAGAUUGGUGGGAUUUUUUUUUUCUUUUAAGGUGGGACCUGGCCACUCUACUGCCUCAGGGCUGGAAAUGACAGUUACAGCUUUUAGAAAAGGACUCUUGGUGCUUUGAGGGAUGUCUUGGGGGCAGGUUCGGGUUGCUGGAGUUCCAAGGCAGGGCCUGGCCACUUUCCUGCCUUGAGGGUUUACAAGGUUUAUAAAGGGAGUCCAUGUCAGGGAAAGUUUUCCUUGCCAUUUGGCAUGAAUAGAUAGUAGAAGGGCCUGGCCACUCAUGUGCCUAAAGGGACUUACAUUUAUGAAUAUAUGUUCCAAGAAUCCGGUAGCUACUUAGUCCAUGAGCCUGGGUGUCUCAGCUGGUCUUGAGUAUAUGAUGGAAUCCCAAAGGAGUAGGUUAUAAAGGCAGAGAAGAAUAGACUUGUUUGCAAGAUGAGAGCAAGAAGACAAAGAGCAAAAGUUUCUUUCAUCCUGUGUCCUUUAUAUAGGCUUCCAGCAGAAGGCAUGACCCAGAUUAGAUCUGCAUUAAAUAUCUGGAUUCAAGGUGUGUCUUCCAACCUCAAAAUCCGGAUUUGAAGUAGAUCUUCUCAUCUCAAGUUGCACAAAAAUUGCUCAAAGGUGUGACCUCUAGUUUUUUUAGUUUUAGUUCAUUUCAGAUAUACAGUCAAGUGGACAACCAAGAAGAGCCAUCACAGGGAGAUGGGUCUGUAACAGAUGGGCUUGAUAAAAUGGAAUUACUGAUGAAGAUGCAUCCUCAUGUUAUACCAUGCACAAACCCCAAC